AUGUUUAUCCUUGAAUCCGCUGCCGGCGAAGUAGUGAGUAAGGUGACUGCACUCGCUACUGAUCAAUUGAGACUCGAUAUCGUCUUGGGGUUCCGCAAAGAGAUACAUAAGCUCAAAGAAACCUCAACCCUGAUUGGAGAUAUAAUCCAUGAUGCUUCUCAUGAACCUGAAGAUCGGGAACUGCGGGCAAGGGCCAAUUGGAUGAAGAAGCUUAUAAGUGUAGCUUAUAAUGCAGACGAUAUUCUGGAUGAAAUAGAAUAUGAAGUUCAGCGUAUCGUUAUAAAGGAGACGAGCCUGGAUAAGAAGAUACUCGGCUUCUUCUGCAACAAUCCUGUUGUAUUUCGUCUCAAGAUGGCACGCAAGAUUUACAACAUCAACACAUCCUUGGAUGAUCUCAACAAGCAAGCAGCCAGUGUGGGACUCGGCAUGACAAGGAGAUCAAAUGGAGGUGCAGCAGCAAGUAAAGAUAAGCGGGAAACAACCUCAUUCGUUGAGAAAAAUGAAUUCACCUUGAAAGAUGCAACCAUUGUUGGAAGGGAUCAGGUUGUGUCAGAUAUAAUUGCAACCUUGACCAACUUCAACAAUCAAGAAAAGAUUCUUUCGGUGAUGGCCAUUGUGGGAUUGGGAGGCCUAGGUAAAACAACUUUGGCUCGCUCAGUUACCAAGCAACUGAAAGAAGGUGAAAUGAAAAGGUACUUUAAUGCAACAUUAUGGGUGUAUGUAUCUAAUACUUUUGAUGUCAAUUCAAUUUUACGUCGAAUGCUGGAAUCAUAUGACGACGCGACUGGAGCAAAUCUUUCAAGUCGGGAAGCAUUGAUUGGAAGCCUCCAGCAGAAGUUGAAAGAGAAAAGGUAUUUUCUUGUACUCGAUGACGUUUGGAAUGAGGAUGCUAACAAUUGGGAUGAUUUGAAGCGUUGUCUAUUGCAACUAAAUUCAGCUGAAGGAAGCUCUGUGAUUGUCACCACCCGUAGUGCCAAGGUUGCAUCAAUCAUGGAAACACUUCGUAGGUGCGAUCUAGGGACUCUAUCGGAUGAUGAAUGUUGGUCCAUAUUAAAGGAUAGAGUAUUUGCAGAUCCUACUGCUCCGAUACCUUCAGAACUAGAGGAAAUUGGAAGGUUAAUUGCCAAAAAGUGUGCUGGUCUUCCAUUGGCGGCAAAGGUUUUGGGAAGCUUGAUGCGUUCUAAGAACGGUAGCAAUGAAUGGUUGUCAAUUCUGCAAAGUAAAAUAUGGCAGGUAUCAUCAGACAAAGAGGAUAGCAAGAUCAUGUCGGUUCUGGGGUUCAGUUUUAACAAUUUGGAAUCACCAUUGAAACAAUGUUUUGCAUAUUGCUCCAUGCUCGAGAGAGGUUCCUCUAUUGAAAGAGAUAACUUGAUCCAACUAUGGAUGGCUCAAGGUUUUCUCCAUCCUUCUCAUGGUCACCAAACCAAGCAAGAGAUUGAAAUGGAGGAUAUAGGCAAUAAGUAUUUUGAGACUCUACUAGAGAACUCCUUGUUUCAAGAUGCUACAGAGGAUGAGAAUGACUAUGGUGUUAUCAUCACCCAAUGCAAGAUGCAUGAUCUUGUGCAUGAUCUUGCAAACGAAGUAUCCAAGUGUGAGAGCUGGACAUCAGACUUCAAUCAUGAGAUGGAUGAUCAUGAGAUUCGACAUGUUGCACGGGUUCCUACUGCAAUACUAGAAAAGAUGCCAAAAUCAAGUAUAUCAAGACUGCGCUCAUUCUUUUCAAAUAUCGGGGAGGUCUCUAAUACCAUUUUUCCAAAAUUUAGAGCUUUACGUGUCUUAAGUUUUUGUGAGACUGAGAAUCAGGAGUUGCCAUAUUCACUAAUUAGCAAGCUGAAGCACUUGAGAUAUCUAGAUCUUUCUGAUACAAAAAUCAAAGCACUCCCAGAGUCUAUUGGCAAGCUCUAUAACCUCCAAACAUUGAGAUUACCUUGGAAUCUUAAAAAGUGUCCAAAGGUGAUUCAAAAUUUGAUCAACUUGAGGCAUUUUUACUUUGGUGAGGAAAUGAAAUUUGAGGCUGGGAUUUUGGGGCGAUUAACUAAUCUCCGAAGAUUGCCUUUCUUUAAUGUGGGUGACGAGAGAGGUCCUGCAAUUAAGGAGUUGGGUGGGUUGAACCAAUUGAGAGGCCACUUAAUUAUUAUUGGGCUAGAACAUGUAAGGGAUGGAGAAGAAGCAAAGAAGGCUCGCUUGGUGCAGAAGAGUCACUUAAGUCGGUUAACAUUUGUAUGGACAGACAAUGAGGUACCUAAUAAUGAAAACCAGACGGAUGUACUAGAUGGCUUGGAACCUCAUGCUAACUUGCUAAGCUUGACUAUUGGAAAUUUCAUGGGUGCUAGAUUUCCUUCAUGGAUAUCAGCUGAAGGAGAGGUCGUGGUAUUUCCUUGCCUCGAACAGUUGAGGAUAGAUGGUUGUGACAGCCUAGAGUCGAUUCGGAUCACACAGGGCAUCGCAUCUCUCCGUCAAUUGAAGAUCAGCUAUUGUGAGGCAUUAUCAAGCCUAGAGGUUGGGCUCGAUUACUGCACCUCUCUUCAGGAGUUGGAGAUAGAUAAUUGCCCUAAUCUGGUUUCAAUUCCAACCGCACAGGGCAUGCCGUCUCUCCGGAAAUUGAAUCUCGUAGCGUGUGAGGGAUUGUCAAGCCUAGGAAGCGGGCUCAACUACUGCACCUCUCUUCAGGAAUUGGAGAUUAAGAUUUGUGAUAAUCUAACAUCAAUUCCAAUCACACAGGACAUCACAUCUCUCCGGAGGUUGACGAUUCUUUAUUGUGAGAGAUUAUUAAGCCUACCGAGUGGGCUCCAAUUCUGCACCUCUCUUGAGUAUCUCUAUAUAAAGGAUUGCUCCAGUCUAGUAUCGGAGGAGGAUUGCCAUACUCUAGAAUCUAUUCCACCUAAUCUUCGUCAGUUGUUGAUAUGUCAUUGUGGGAAAUUAAAAUAUGUACCCACAGGAGGAUUUCACCGCCUCAUUCGUUUGAAGGAGCUGACAAUUGGUCCGUUCUGGCAUAAGCUGGACGCCUUCCCUGAUUUUCAGCUUCCACCUAAUUCACAACUUGAAGAGUUAUGGUUGUUUGGGUGGCCUAAGCUCAAGUCUCUGCCCCAACAAAUUCAGCACUUUACUUGUUUAAAAGAACUCCAGAUAUCAUUUUUUAAGGGACUAGAAGCUCUUCCUGAGUGGUUGGGAACUCUUACAUCUCUUGAGGCUCUGAGGAUCUGGCAUUGUGAGAAUCUCAAGUAUCUACCUACACAAAAUGCUAUGAAAAACCUCACCAAAUUGGAGCACCUCGUUGCUGCUCUAUCAUACUUGACGGGAAGAUCAAAUGAUGCUGUCCCAGUAGUUCAAUCACCUCUCCCAUUUACGGCUUCUCUGCUGUGUUACAUUGAAGAUAAGGUGUUAAUCAGCAUCAGCUAUGAGAAUGAGAAAUUGAGAAGUAUCCACCCAAAGUGGAAGCUAUUUAAACAAAAGAUGAGGACAGCUGACAUGAGUGGCUGA
Molecule: messenger RNA, 3480 nt
Organism: Rosa rugosa (rugosa rose)
Lineage: Eukaryota; Viridiplantae; Streptophyta; Magnoliopsida; Rosales; Rosaceae
Product: putative disease resistance protein RGA3
Exons: 5
Coding region: 1-3480 (1159 amino acids)
Biological process (GO): defense response to other organism
Molecular function (GO): ADP binding
Source: RefSeq, a predicted model, not a curated record